Phytophthora infestans T30-4 is the source of this 384-nucleotide messenger RNA. RefSeq lists its product as uncharacterized. The record is from RefSeq and is a predicted model, not a curated record. Bases 1 to 384 code for a protein of 127 amino acids. The transcript has 2 exons. Lineage: Eukaryota; Oomycota; Peronosporomycetes; Peronosporales; Peronosporaceae.
AUGCAGUGCAAGAUCUUGAGACUGGGCAAGUCGCUGUACCUGGAAGGCGACGACCGACACGGCGACUCGACUGGUGUGGGAGAUUUUGUCUUUUCUGUGGGUUUCCUGGCCGACGUGCUCGAGUGGAUCUCUCUGUGGUAUAUUCGAUCAUCGGGUAUGGGAGCGUUCGCUGGAAGUGUCGCGUCGGCUGCUGCGAUUGACGCUACGACGUUCAAUUGGGUGCUCAAGCUCUUUCUGGACGUCGGUGCGCCCCACCGAGUACUGCUCAGCUACUACGAACAGCUUUAUCGUGAGCAACCGGAACGCCUUUACCGGGAAGGCUGGACGCUGCACUUGCUACAGGAAGGACCAAAACGCAGAGUUCGCGGCUGGCGGCCGGGGUAG